Molecule: messenger RNA, 1126 nt
Organism: Zingiber officinale
Lineage: Eukaryota; Viridiplantae; Streptophyta; Magnoliopsida; Zingiberales; Zingiberaceae
Exons: 1
Coding region: 252-1022 (256 amino acids)
Molecular function (GO): S-adenosylmethionine-dependent methyltransferase activity
Source: RefSeq, a predicted model, not a curated record
UUAUGGCUGUCCAAUGACCCAACGCCCAACGCCUACCCUGUCGCAAUAAGCCACCUCCCAACUAAAACUAUGCCAUAAAAAGAAUAGAAUUCCAACGCGACAGCCCACUUGUCGUUAUCGCCGUCUUUCCUUCUCCUCCACCGCGGAACAGAACCAGAGAGAGAGAGAGAGAGAGAGAGAGAGAGAUAGGCGAGGAAUCGAAGCACAAGCACCACGUCGCCGUUUUUUCUCCUCCGAUUUUGACAUCGUUCAUGUCGAACUCCGUCUCCAAGAGGCCCCUUCUCAAACCCUUCUCCCUCCUCCUCCUCUUCCUCUCCUCCUUCCUUCUCCUCCGCCUAUUUCUUUCCUCCAGCGCCACGGCCAAGGCCACGGCCACCGCCUCUGUUUUUACGUCGUCUGUUUCUGAAGCGGUGCCUCCUCCUCCUCUGGUUCGCAUCCGGCGCACCUUCCGUUCCUACGACGACUACGUCAAGCUGCAGCUGAACAAGACGCUGGACUCCCGCCUCCGCCGCGUGUGGGCGACCCGCGACUGGGACCGCAAGGUUCGCGUCUUCACCCGCUUUUUCGCCGACCUCGCCGCCGAGGGCCUGCUCUCCAACUCCUCCGCGGCGCUCUGCAUCGGCGCGCGCCUCGGCCAGGAGGUCGCCGCCCUGCGCGGCCUCGGCGUCUCCGGCGCCGUCGGCAUGGACCUCGCCCCCGCGCCGCCGCUCGUCGUGCGCGGCGACUUCCACCGCCAGCCCUUCCCCGACGCCUCCUUCGACUUCGAGUUCUCCAACGUCUUCGACCACGCGCUCUACCCCGACCGCUUCGCCGCCGAGGUCGAGCGCACCCUUCGCCCCGGCGGCUUCGCCGUGCUCCACGUCGCCGUGCACCGCCGCGGCGACAAGUACUCCGCCAACGACCUCCUCGGCGGGGUCGACGGCCUCCUCGCCCUCUUCAACCACUCCCGCCUCGUCCGCUCCCGCAAGGUCGACGCCUUCGGCCUCGACACCGAGGUCGUCAUACAAAAGUUCAAACACUGAUAUCCAAUCCAAUUCAUUCAUUUUCAUUUUUAUUUUCUUGUUCCUUCCAAUCAGAGAGACAUGUUCUUCCUCUUUCAUCAUCAGUUUCACACACUAAUUCUUUA